ACUGCCAAUUAGAUGAUUGGAAGUGACUGCUGAAAUUGCCUUAAUUUUCUCCUUUCUAUAAUUUUUAGGUUUAAUUAAAAUUUCUGAUUGAUAACCUUUUUAAAUGCUUAAAAAGCAUUUCUAGGACUCAUAUAAAUGUGCCUAUCAUUUUGACUUGAAGUUGAACCAAGUAACCAACUGUGCAGUUUUCUAGAUUUGUGAUUUUCAAUUUCCUUUUGAAAUCAGAAAUAGAAACCCUAGUCAAUCUAGCACUUUUCCCUCAAAUCGCUGUAGGUUUGAUUUCUAUAACUCCUUUAAAAAUUUUCUUUUCUCUUUUUAAUGACAAUUCCCAUGAGACUCUUUCGGGAAAAAAUUGAUUGUUUCUCCUAUAGUAUUCACAGUCUAAUAAUGUUCCUCACGAGUUCGCGUUAAUGGCUGAUAAAUAGGGAAUUUUUGUUGUUGGGUAUUCAGAUUGCAGCAGAAAAGAGGCAUCUUUUGUUGUUGAGUUUGUGCUCGGAGAUAUGGCAAUUGGGCUUGCGGAUUACAGUAAUACUCUAACACUGGGAAGAAAGAGGGUCGUGGUUUCCAACGAUGUGGAAGCUUCUCCUCAAGUUACCACUUCAUUGAAGAAAAUAUGCAGCCGUGGAAUCCUUUCCAUCUCUGAGAUGUCUCCUCUUGAAGCCCUUCCUCAGGAUAUUCUGGUCCAGGUGUUGUGCAGCGUGGAGCAUGAAGAUUUGAAGCAGCUUUUUCAUGUGUCGAAAACCAUUAGAGAAGCAACUCUGAUAGCAAAGGACUUAUAUUUUGAGUAUAGUACCCCAAAGAAGAAAACGUUUGCUUUUCUUCAUCCUUCUGAUUUGGAUAAUGCAGAUGUGUUUAAGGAAAUUGAAACUCCAAAAGCGCCAUUGAGAAAAUCAAAGUCAAGAUGGAAUGCAAAUCUGGCUGACAUCACAACGGCCUUGUUUAAAGAGGGAUUUUGAAUGGUGAAUCAAGGGAAGACGAAAGAGAUACUGAUCAUUAGAAGUGAGGAUUGUGAAUAGAUAGAUUACAGUGAAUAGAUUAUACUUUGGUAGAUGAGAAGUCUUCACAUGCUGUUCUUCAAAACUUUCAUUGAAGAUACGCGUAUGAUCAUCUUUCUGUACAUCUAUAGACAGACAAAUAGAAACAAAAGGUUCAAAUUGUUAGAAUUUUGUAGGAGGGCAAUCUGUGACCCUCAUAUUGUGAUAUAUUUGAUGACAUAUUACUGGUACUACCCACACUUUGUCCUGUAUUAAUAAAACGAGGAAAAUUUGUUUUAAUUUUCCCUUUUUACCUCUCUCUA
Messenger RNA from Vigna angularis (adzuki bean), 1297 nucleotides. RefSeq names its product F-box protein At1g61340. Lineage: Eukaryota; Viridiplantae; Streptophyta; Magnoliopsida; Fabales; Fabaceae. Bases 501 to 956 code for a protein of 151 amino acids. Gene Ontology annotation, molecular function: protein binding. The transcript is spliced from 3 exons. The record is from RefSeq and is a predicted model, not a curated record.